Messenger RNA from Heterobasidion irregulare TC 32-1, 234 nucleotides. RefSeq lists its product as uncharacterized. Lineage: Eukaryota; Fungi; Basidiomycota; Agaricomycetes; Russulales; Bondarzewiaceae. Bases 1 to 234 code for a protein of 77 amino acids. Gene Ontology annotation, biological process: GPI anchor biosynthetic process. The transcript has 2 exons. Gene Ontology annotation, cellular component: endoplasmic reticulum membrane; dolichol-phosphate-mannose synthase complex. The record is from RefSeq and is a predicted model, not a curated record. Gene Ontology annotation, molecular function: enzyme regulator activity.
AUGAUGCUGGCCGCGGCAUUUGUCUUCACCUACUAUACGAUCUGGGCUAUCUUAUUGCCUUUUUUCGAUCCUGCAAGUCCUAUUCACGGCUGGUUCCCUUCACGCGAGUGGGCUGUUCGUCUGCCAGCAUUCACUCUUGUCGUAGGCUUGUCAGCCAUCGGUCUAUUCGUCGGUUCUACUAUAGUGAAGGAAAACAGGAAGAAAGCGCAAAAGGCAAGGUUACGCACUGCAUGA